Messenger RNA from Serpula lacrymans var. lacrymans S7.9, 438 nucleotides. RefSeq lists its product as uncharacterized. The transcript has 2 exons. The record is from RefSeq and is a predicted model, not a curated record. The coding region runs from base 1 to 438 and encodes 145 amino acids. NCBI's taxonomy places the organism in Eukaryota, Fungi, Basidiomycota, Agaricomycetes, Boletales, Serpulaceae.
AUGCGUGUCAUAUCCAGCCCCUCAGUCUUUAUUGUCUCCAUUGCCCUAUCGUCGACUUGGCCAGCUGUCCAUGGAGCUCCCUCAGGCUCUGGUUCCAGUAACCCUCAAGCAAUUUCCGCGCAAUCCAUCACAUACACCCACCAUCACGGUCGGUCACCCUCUCACACCUACGAAGCCCGUCAGAGCAUCCCGAUAGCUAAUAUGGAUAUGAAUAUUGACGAGAACCUCACGAAUGCCGGAAACACCUCAUACGAUGCUAAACCCGUGAUCGAUUCUAUGCACACGGUAGUAAACCCGUCCUUGCCCGUGAAAGAAAAUGCGACAGUCGACAAUGUUCCAAUUAUACCUCAAAAUACGCCCCUAAUUGGCCAAAGCAGGCCGGAUUGUUCUUCCCAGCCUCCACCUAACGACAUCAAGUGCUACUACACGACAGCCUAG